AUCGGCAUUCGCCCGCAGCUUCAGCAGACGUCAAUCAUCUAGCCAGAGGGAUGUCGUCUGUCGACAGCUAUUCGUGCGGCAGCCAGUCGACGCUUUCCGAAGACACCGAGCGGAUCUGGCAGCGCUACCUCGCCGGACGGAGGCGUGAGCCGCGGCUCGACUGCUCCGAGUGCGAAGCGGCCACCGCCAACCGUAACGUAGUUCGCAGUGGGACCAGCGUGCCCGAGCAGCGAUCGCGGAGGACGAGACGCUCGUCGCGACCGGACUCUUCGUUGUCCGGCGUUAACCAGUAUGGCUUCGCGGACACGGAGUCCCUGAUCGCCGGCCGAUCCUUCUCGAGCGAGGGCGACACCCAUGGUGCCCAGCGUCCACUGGGUGCGCGCCCUGUGCCUGGCGCUGAUGGCACUCUCCUCGGCGCUUUUCAUCGGCGCCGUCUCGUUGGCCCUGAUGCACUCGCUGCCGGCGACGUGGCCCACGCCAUCGUUCGGGGAUGCCAAGGUGCACGGCGCCGCCUCCGCAGCCAAUCCAAGCCAGGACAAGGCGGGGGGAUCUCCGGUGGUCCAGGAUGCGGCGAGGCUGGAAAAUGCACCGAAGGAGCACGUCAGGGUGCCUUCAGUGGCCCCUGCAACAACCCGCACAUCCACGCCAACGUUCGCUGGCACAGUUCUUCCAGAAGGCAAUGACGUGCAGGGCACGGCCGUUCAUCCAAGCGCUCGGCACGAGAAGCCGGACCGAUGCCAGCGCGUCUUCUAUAAGUUCUGCCUGAAACCCCGACGCGAGUUCUUCUUCAACCCGGCGGCCAACGCCUGCGUCGCACUGAGUGGCCGAGCCGGGGCCGAGGUUUGCAACCGGAGCCCGAACCGAUUCGUCACGGCUCUGGGCUGCUCGCGGCAGUGCGUUCGCACCAGGAAACCUGCCGCAAAGUGCAUGCAGACGGCGCUGCUCUCCGCGUGUGGCAGGGGCGACGUCGUGAACGGCAGCAACCUAUGGUUCUUCGACAGUCGCGGCUGCCACCGGUGGAACUUCCCGUCGGGCAAGUGCCCAUCCAGGGACGGCCAGCUGUUUUCCAGCGUCGGUCGCUGCCUGGACGCGUGUGUGCGCCGGCGCGCGGGCUCGGACGACUCCGUCCGUGCCUGCCGGACGCCGGCGCAGGCCACGUGCAACUCCCGGCAGCUCAAGUUUCCUUUCUUCGCCGCCGACUUUGGUGAAAACGGGGUGAUGCGUUGCCUGCCCACGUCUACGGCGGGCGAAGCGCCGCGCCGGUGUCUGGCUGGCGCCAACCGAUUCAGGACGAGGGCGGCUUGCAAAGCGGCCUGCGUUCGUGGAGGCCGCUAGGGAGCUUUCGCGGCCCCCUUAGCUAAAAGCUGGCUUCCC
This is a messenger RNA of Dermacentor silvarum, 1374 nucleotides long. RefSeq lists its product as uncharacterized. NCBI's taxonomy places the organism in Eukaryota, Metazoa, Arthropoda, Arachnida, Ixodida, Ixodidae. Bases 355 to 1335 code for a protein of 326 amino acids. The record is from RefSeq and is a predicted model, not a curated record. The transcript is spliced from 4 exons.